AUGGUCCACCCCACCACCACCAAGCGCUACGGCGCGCGCGCGGCCGCCCACACAAAUCCUACCGCCCGUCGUCUCCUCGAGACGAUGGAGCGCAAGAAGACCAACCUCUGCGUCUCCGUCGAUGUCACCAAGGCCGCGGACGUGCUCGAGGUCGUCCGUCGCGUCGCCCCCGCCGUCUGCAUGGUCAAGACCCACAUCGACAUCAUCGAGGACUUCACGCCCGCCCUAACCGCCGAGCUCGCUCGCCUCGCCGAGGAGCACGACUUUGUCAUCUUCGAGGACCGCAAGUUUGCUGACAUUGGCAACACUGUGUCCCUGCAGUACUCAUCGGGCGUGCACCGCAUCGCCGAGUGGAGCCACAUGACCAACGCGCACCCUCUUCCCGGCCCCGGCAUCAUCACUGGCCUUGGUGUCGUGGGUAAGCCGCUCGGACGUGCUCUCCUUCUUCUUGCGGAGAUGAGCAGCGCUGGCAACCUCGCCACGGGCGAGUACACUCGCACGGCCGUCCGCAUGGCGCGCGAGGCGGGACGAGACUGGGUGGUCGGAUUUAUUGCUAUGGGUCGCGUCGACGAGGACGGGCCUGCCGACGAGGACUUCCUCGUCCUCACCCCCGGCGUCGGGCUGGUUGCCAAGGGCGACAAGCUUGGCCAGCAGUACAGGACACCCCGCGAGGUCGUGUACGACUCGGGCUGCGACGUCAUUAUUGUCGGGCGCGGAAUCUACGGUGUGCAGGGCGGGGCCGAGGCCGUGCUCGCCGAGGCGGAGAGGUAUCGCGCAGAGGGGUGGAAGGCGUACGAGGAGCGCCUUAACAGAGCAUAG
Molecule: messenger RNA, 819 nt
Organism: Cutaneotrichosporon cavernicola
Lineage: Eukaryota; Fungi; Basidiomycota; Tremellomycetes; Trichosporonales; Trichosporonaceae
Gene: URA3
Exons: 2
Coding region: 1-819 (272 amino acids)
Biological process (GO): 'de novo' pyrimidine nucleobase biosynthetic process; 'de novo' UMP biosynthetic process
Molecular function (GO): orotate phosphoribosyltransferase activity; orotidine-5'-phosphate decarboxylase activity
Source: RefSeq, a predicted model, not a curated record